CAAAUGUUCAUAGUCUCGUUGGAAGAGUUGUAUUCUUGGCUGGUAUUAUUACAAUCGAUUAAUUGCCAUCGCCAGCUGAGCGCGCUUUGUUUUUGGCAUAGUAUUUGCGAAAUUAUCUUGUAAAACCAGUGAGAUACGUUUUAAAAUUUAAAUAAUUAUCAAGAUGAAGGAGUGUCCAUAUGGCGAGAAAUGUUACAGAAAGAAUCCCAUUCAUUUUGGCGAGUUUUCCCAUGCGCAUUUGGAUGCAAUCUUUGAGAAGGGAAAUGGAUCUGGGGACUACGAUAUACCGGUCAAAUACUCCAGCGAAAUGAUUCAAACCCAACUAAAGUUGCUGGAGAAACUUUUUCCUAAAUCAGGAGCCAAGAAGGAGAAGGAAGCGAAUGUUUGUGCUUCAAAUCCACCUGUAACUGCUUCGAUUAGCAGUGGAUCCUCCACUUCAGGAUCUUCGAGUACCAAUCCCAGUGGUUCCUCAACUUCUCGGUCAGCAGCUCCGCAAGACACCUCCAAUUUGGCCAAAAAACAGAAGCUGAAUGCCAAAAACAUAAGGGAUUACAUUCCUGUCGUGCUGGAAAAGGGGAAAAUGGCCCAAAAACUGGAGCGCGCCGCUCCCUACAACAUGUUCCUCACGGCGAUCACGGACUCGAAACCCACCCAUUCGGAGCCCUUGAGCAUAACCCUCCAGGAAAUCCUCGACGAAAGUCUUGGCGAGAUCGAGAGCACCGUGCAGAUCAACUUCAUGGUGGACAUUGGCUGGCUCCUUGGACAUUACUAUUUUGCCGGAAUACUGGACAAACCCCUUUUGGUUCUCUAUGGCGACGAAUCGCCGGAGCUGCUGGGCAUCAGUAAAUUUAAGCCGCAGGUAACGGCCAUACAUGUAAGAAUGCCCACGCCCUUCGCCACUUCGCACACGAAAAUGAUGUUCCUGGGCUACAGCGAUGGCUCCAUGCGAGUGGUCAUCUCCACGGCCAAUUUGUACGAGGAUGACUGGCACAAUCGGACGCAAGGCUUGUGGAUAAGUCCGAAGCUGCCGGCUUUGCCGGAGGAUGCGGAUACGGGAGCAGGCGAAAGCCGGACGGGAUUCAAGCAGGAUCUAAUGCUGUAUUUGGUGGAGUACAAGAUCAGUCAGUUGCAGCCGUGGAUUGCGAGGAUCCGAAAGAGUGACUUUAGCGCCAUUAACGUAUUCUUUUUGGGCUCUGUGCCAGGAGGUCAUCGCGAGAGCACCGUGAGGGGUCAUCCCUGGGGUCACGCCCGCUUAGGCGCCAUACUCUCCAAGCAUGCGGCUCCAAUCGACGAUCGCAUUCCUGUGAUCUGUCAGAGUUCGAGUAUUGGAAGCCUGGGUCCUAAUGUGCAGGCCUGGAUACAGCAGGAUUUCGUCAACAGCCUGAAAAAGGAUUCCACUCCCGUGGGGAAACUCCGCCAGAUGCCGGCCUUCAAGAUGAUCUAUCCCAGUUUCGGGAACGUCUCCGGCAGUCAUGAUGGAAUGUUGGGUGGCGGAUGUCUGCCCUAUGGAAAAAACACUAACGAUAAGCAGCCCUGGCUCAAGGAGCACCUGCAGCAGUGGAAAGCAAGCGAUCGACAUCGAUCUCGUGCCAUGCCGCACAUCAAAAGCUAUACGCGCUAUAACCUGGAGCAACAGUCUGUCUAUUGGUUCGUUCUAACCUCGGCGAAUCUCUCAAAAGCAGCCUGGGGCUGCUUCAACAAGAGCUCGAAUAUCCAACCGUGUCUAAGAAUUGCCAACUAUGAAGUCGGUGUCCUGUUCCUGCCCAGAUUUGUGACUGGCGAAGACACCUUUCCUUUGGGCAAUAAUCGUGAUGGCGUGCCCGCUUUUCCACUGCCAUACGAUGUUCCUCUGACGCCUUAUGCUUCAGAUGAUAAGCCCUUCUUGAUGGAUUACCUACAGGGUUGAGAAUUACAGGGCUCGUGUUAUUUUUUAAAAUCUGAAUAUGCAUUGUGGUUCCGUGAAAAUAGUUGUUCCUCAGAUGUUUUUUCUUCCAUAUUCAUAUAUAUGUUUCUCAUUAAACGAGUUUUGGUCUGUUAUCCAAGCUCAGCAAUUAAUUUCGG
Drosophila gunungcola (fruit fly) is the source of this 2061-nucleotide messenger RNA. It is a transcript of the gene gkt, whose product is annotated as probable tyrosyl-DNA phosphodiesterase. Gene Ontology annotation, molecular function: 3'-tyrosyl-DNA phosphodiesterase activity; single-stranded DNA binding; double-stranded DNA binding. The transcript has 5 exons. The record is from RefSeq and is a predicted model, not a curated record. Gene Ontology annotation, cellular component: nucleus. The coding region runs from base 164 to 1906 and encodes 580 amino acids. Lineage: Eukaryota; Metazoa; Arthropoda; Insecta; Diptera; Drosophilidae. Gene Ontology annotation, biological process: single strand break repair; double-strand break repair.